Molecule: messenger RNA, 1602 nt
Organism: Psammomys obesus (fat sand rat)
Lineage: Eukaryota; Metazoa; Chordata; Mammalia; Rodentia; Muridae
Product: tight junction protein ZO-2-like
Exons: 9
Biological process (GO): cell-cell adhesion; establishment of endothelial intestinal barrier; protein localization to cell-cell junction
Cellular component (GO): plasma membrane; bicellular tight junction
Molecular function (GO): cell adhesion molecule binding
Source: RefSeq, a predicted model, not a curated record
GAUUCCAAAAGAGGAUUUGGCAUUGCAGUGUCGGGAGGCAGGGACAACCCCCACUUUGAAAAUGGGGAAACGUCCAUCGUCAUUUCUGAUGUGCUCCCAGGUGGACCCGCUGAUGGCUUGCUUCAAGAGAAUGACAGGGUGGUCAUGGUCAAUGGCACCCCCAUGGAGGAUGUACUCCAUUCCUUCGCCGUGCAGCAGCUCAGGAAAAGUGGGAAGAUCGCAGCCAUCGUGGUCAAGAGACCCCGGAAGGUUCAGGUGGCCCCGCUCCAGGGCAGCCCUCCUCUCAGUCAUGAUGACCGAGGUUUUGAGGUGAUAGAUGAAUUUGAUGGCAGAAGUUUCCGCAGCGGCUACAGCGAGAGGAGCCGGCACAGUAGCCAUGAUCUGCUCAGUCAGAGCUGGGAGGACAGCAGGGAGAGGGGGCGUCCCCAGCAGCGCACACAGAGCCGGGAGCGGGAGCGCAGCCGUGGCCGGAGCCUGGAACGCGGCCUGGACCACGAAGACUAUGGACGCAGCCGUGAGCGAAGCCGGGGUCGGAGCCUGGAGCGCGGCCUGGACCACGGCUUUGUGUCCCGGGACCACAGCCGUGGCCGCAGCAUCGACAGGGACUACGACCGCGACUUUGAACGCAGCUAUCGCCAUGCCUAUGAGCCUGACUACGAAGGCCGCUACAGCCCACCGUACGACCGCAGAGCCCAGCCCGAGGCCCGCUACGAGCGCAGCCACAGUCGCGAACACCUCCGCUCCCGCAGCCCCAGCCCUGAGCCUAGGUCCCGGCAGGAUCACAAGGGCCAGCAUGAUCCCGACAGGCCCAUCGGGGUCCUUCUGACCAAAAGCAAAGCAAACGAAGAGUAUGGUCUCCGGCUGGGGAGCCAAAUCUUCAUCAAGGAAAUGACCAGAACUGGACUAGCAACCAAAGAUGGCAACCUUCAUGAGGGGGACAUAAUUCUCAAGAUCAAUGGAACUGUGACUGAGAACAUGUCUUUAACUGAUGCCCGGAAGUUAAUAGAAAAGUCUAGAGGAAAACUGCAGCUCGUGGUGUUGAGAGACAGCAAGCAGACCCUCAUCAAAAUCCCAUCCCUAAACGACAGCGACUCUGAAGUAGAAGAUAUCUCAGAAAUAGAAUCCAACCGGUCUUUUUCUCCUGAGGAAAGACAUCAGCAGUAUUCUGACCAGGAUUAUCAUUCCUCCAGCGAGAAGCUGAAGGAGAGGCCGAGUUCAAGAGAGGAAACCUCAGGCAGGCUGUCCAGGAUGGGGGCCACACCCACUCCAUUCAGGUCCACAGGGGACAUCACAGCUGCAGGUGCCACGGAGGCCAACAAGGAGUCCAGGUACCAGGAAGAAACUCCAGUUCCUCAACCCAGAGCCGCCCCAAGAACAUUUCUUCGUCCUAGUCCCGAAGAUGAAGCAAUAUACGGCCCUAACACCAAAAUGGUGAGGUUCAAGAAGGGAGACAGUGUGGGCCUCCGGCUGGCUGGUGGAAAUGAUGUUGGGAUAUUUGUUGCUGGCAUUCAGGAGGGUACCUCAGCAGAGCAGGAGGGCCUACAGGAAGGAGACCAGAUUCUGAAGGUAAGGAAGCCUGCCCUCUAGCGGUCACUCGAGAAG